AUGCCUUUCAUUUCCACUAUCUACCACGGCGCUGUUCACGUCUCCCUCUCCGGAUGCCUGGCUGCAUUCUUAUUCAAGCGAACUAUGGUGGACCGCACGACCAAGGCAAUCAAAGAAGCCGAUCACGUAACCGCGGGCCUCGUCGCAUCGGAACUGUGCUUCAACACGGCGGUUCUACUUUUAGCUUCCCACAAGACGGCCCGGAUACUCCUCGGAAAGGACAACAAGCCCGAUUUAGCACCUCCCAUCAACGAAAACAAUUUAUCAGCUGCAAUCUCACUUUCCUCAAAUUUAUCCAGCACUUCGACACCCAAUGCAACUACACCCACACCACUACUCCCCUUGUCACCAAUGCAGAGGCCGAAACGACACUCGCUCGAUUCUGAUAUCACCCUCGUGGACAACGAUGACGACUUCGCUGGCGACCCCCCUGGCACCUCGGACCUUCUUCCGCUCGGCAGCACACCGGAACCUUCGAUUGCUACCCCGCGGCUAAAACAUCCGGAAAAGAAGCGAUAUCAAAGUUCCCCCCCGGGUAAACACAAGAUCGAAUCUAGAGCCUCUCGCUUGGACGCUGUCCGUGACAGCAUCAUAUCAACUCACAACAAGCAUCUCGACUACAUCAGUGAACUUGAACAACUUCACGCCGAACUCCUCGUCGACCAGGCCAACACUGUCGACGGCUGGGCUGCCGCCAUGGCGCAGCUCGGACUUACCUCCAUGCUGUCGCCAGGAACACCACAGAAGACGCCAACUUUAGGAAACUCGGACGAAAUUCCUCAAGACUGA
Molecule: messenger RNA, 789 nt
Organism: Suillus clintonianus
Lineage: Eukaryota; Fungi; Basidiomycota; Agaricomycetes; Boletales; Suillaceae
Exons: 3
Coding region: 1-789 (262 amino acids)
Source: RefSeq, a predicted model, not a curated record